AUGGCCUCUCCAGCUGUACUCCUUCUGGGAGUCCUGGCUUCUUGUCACGGAUUCAACCUGGAUGUGGAAGAGCCCACGGUUUUCCAUGAAGACGGAGCCGGCUUUGGGCACAGCAUGGCCCAGUAUGGCAGUUCUCGAGUCGUGGUGGGAGCCCCCCUGGAGGUGGUGGCCGCCAACCAGACAGGACGGCUAUAUGAAUGCUUGUACCACACCAACACGUGCCAGCCCAUCUCCUUGUUCAUAUCCUCAGAGGCUGUGAACAUGUCCCUGGGCCUGUCCCUGGCCGCCGCCUCCCACCCCUCCAGGCUGCUGGCCUGUGGUCCGACACUGCACAGAGCCUGUGGGGAGAAUUUGUACGUCAAAGGUUCCUGCCUCGUGUUGGAUUCCCACCUGAAGAUCAUCCAGACAGUCCCGGCUGCCCUGCCAGAGUGUCCGAAUCAAGUUAUGGAUAUCGUCUUCCUGAUUGACGGCUCUACCAGCAUCGGUGGAAAUGACUUUGACCGGAUGAAGGACUUUGUCAAAGCCGUGAUGGGCCAGUUUGAGGGCACCAACGUCUUGUUCUCGCUGAUGCAGUACUCCAACCUCCUCGAGACCCACUUUACCUUCACGGAAUUCCAGACCAGCCGGAAUCCUCGGCACCUGGUGGACCCCAUAGUCCAACUGAAAGGCCUGACGUUCACUGCCACGGGCAUUCAGAAAGUCGUGACGGACCUAUUUCAUAGGAAGAACGGGGCCCGCCAAGGUGCCAAGAAAAUCCUCAUCGUCAUCACCGACGGGCAGAAAUACAGAGACCCCCUGGAAUACAGCGAUGUGGUCCCCCAGGUGGAGAGAGCGGGCAUCACCUGCUACGCCAUCGGGGUGGGAGAUGCCUUCCAGGAGCCCACGGCCAGGCACGAGCUGGACACCAUUGGCUCUGCCCCUCCUCAGGAGCAUGUGUUCAGAGUGGACAACUUUAGAGCCCUGGGCAGCAUCCAGAAUGAGCUGCAUGAGAAGAUCUUUGCAGUUGAGGGAACCCAGCUGAGGACCAGUAGUUCCUUCCAGCAGGAGCUGUCUCAGGAAGGUUUCAGUUCUGUGCUCACACGGGUGAGUGGACCGGAAGGACAUCCUUGGAGCCGCUUUGGGGCAGCCCUGACCGUCCUGGGGGACAUGAAUGGGGACCAGAUGACAGACGUGGCCAUCGGGGCACCCGGGGAGCAGGAGAACUGGGGCGCAGUCUACCUGUUUCAUGGAGUGUCAGGACAGGGCAUCAGCUCCUCCUACAGCCAGCGCAUCACAGGCACCCAGUUCUCUCUCAAGCUCCACUAUUUUGGGCAGUCGCUGAGUGGGGGUCAGGAUCUCACCCAGGAUGGACUGGUAGACUUGGCCGUGGGGGCCCAGGGACACAUGCUACUGCUCAGGAGCCGGCCUGUGCUGAAAAUUGGGGUCACUAUCAGAUUCACCCCCGUGGAGGUGGCUAAGGUUGUGUACCAGUGCCGGGACAAAGGGCCCGUGUUCCCCUUUGAGAAGAACUGUGGACCAGAUCGCCUGUGUGAAGGAGACCUGCGUGUGGAUCUCCGCUUCGCAGGCCUGCAGACGCUGGUGGUGGGGAGCUCCCUGGAGCUCAACGUGACUGUGAGGGUGCGGAAUGAGGGUGAGGAUUCCUAUGGGACCAGAAUCAACUUCUACUACCCUCCCGGGCUGUUCUAUCGGCGGGUGUUAGGGAUUCAGAACCAACCUCAUCAGCACCCACUUGAUCUGGCGUGCGAGACUGUGCACCCUGGGAGUGAGGGCUUCAGAAGCAGUAGCUGUAGCGUCAAUCACCCCAUCUUCCAUGAGGGCAGUAAGGGUGUUUUCAUAGUCACAUUCCAUGUCUCUCCCAAGGCCACGCUGGGAGACAAGCUGCUUCUGAGAGCCCACGCUAGCAGUGAGAAUAAUAAGCCAGCGACCAACCAGACUAGUGCCCAGCUGGAGCUCCCUGUGAAAUACAUGGUCUACACAGUGAUUAGCAGGCUUGAAGAAUCCACCAAGUACUUGAACUUUUCCACAUCAGAUGGGAAGGUCAAGAAAGAAGCCAAGCACGGAUAUCACGUGAAUAACCUGAGCCAGCGCAAGGUGGCUGUCAGCAUUCGUUUCUGGGUGCCCAUCCUGCUGAAUGGCGUGGCUGUCUGGGAUGUGGUCAUGACGGCCCCUUCGCAGAGUCUCCCCUGUGUGUCAGAGAGAGAACCUCCGCAGCAUUCUGACUUCCUGGUCAAGAUUCCAAAGAGCUCCACGCUGGACUGCUCCAUUGCUGUCUGCCUGAGGUUCCAAUGUGACGUCCCCUCCUUUGACAUCCAGCAUGAGUUUGACUUCGUCCUCAAAGGCAACCUCAGCUUCGGCUGGGUCCGUCAGAUGCUGCAGAAGAAGAAGGUGUCCGUCGUGAGUGUGGCUGAAAUUACCUUCAACAGAUCGAUAUAUUCCCAGCUACCUAGACAGGAGGCAUUUCUCAGAGCCCAGAUGGAGACUACGCUGGAAGAGAACAAAGACUACAACCCGAUCCCCCUCCUCAUGGGCAGCUCCGUGGGAGGAAUUCUGCUGCUGGCUCUCAUCAUAGCUACACUGUACAAGCUCGGCUUCUUCAGACGUCAGUACAAAGAGAUGCUGAAUGACAAAGCUGAAGGCACCACGGCAGUUAGAGGGCAGCAUCUCAGCCGGGAGGUCCCGCAUCCGUCUCUGUCUUAA
Messenger RNA from Echinops telfairi (small Madagascar hedgehog), 2697 nucleotides. RefSeq names its product integrin subunit alpha D (gene ITGAD). Gene Ontology annotation, cellular component: external side of plasma membrane; integrin complex. Gene Ontology annotation, biological process: cell-matrix adhesion; cell-cell adhesion; cell adhesion mediated by integrin. The transcript is spliced from 26 exons. Gene Ontology annotation, molecular function: integrin binding. Lineage: Eukaryota; Metazoa; Chordata; Mammalia; Afrosoricida; Tenrecidae. Bases 1 to 2697 code for a protein of 898 amino acids. The record is from RefSeq and is a predicted model, not a curated record.